This is a messenger RNA of Meloidogyne enterolobii, 626 nucleotides long. NCBI's taxonomy places the organism in Eukaryota, Metazoa, Nematoda, Chromadorea, Rhabditida, Meloidogynidae. The record is from the annotation of a GenBank genome assembly.
AUGCUUAUAAUUGGGAUUGAUAGAAUGUUGGCUAUUUUCUUACCUAUUUGGUAUUCAACUCGAAGUGAGAAGCAUUACCUAAAAAUAAUUUAUCUUGUAUCAUUAUCGUUUCCUCUGAUCUUUUUGGGAUUCGUCUGCCGCUCUAUUAUUCAAGAUCCUUUCUUGCAAAUUCAAUGCUUUUUUGCGGAUUUGGUUGGUAUUGAUGGCCAGAGCUUUUUACAGACGGGACAACUUGUACUAAUUUGCUUGACCUUGCUUUGCUAUAUUUUAAUGUUUUUUAAAUUGUUAUAUGACCAGCUGAAAGGGAAAAGUAAUUAAAUAUUUCUUAAUAAUGUACAGCCGGAUCUUAUUAUAAGAGACCCACAAUAUAACACACCUACUUUUAGUUAAGAUAUUUUUUUAAUUUGAUCGGCUCCAUGAGCAUGGAAGGCAUCAUAAGAGUUCUCCUUUAUUUAAGAUUCACUCCAUGGUGAGCUACAAUUCUUAGUCCUAGGUAAAGGAUCUUGGGGGAUCUUCGGAGUGUGUGGAGUCUUGGGAAUGUAUAUGGGAGUCUUAUGGAGUUUUGGAUGAUUAUUACUCUUUAUGGGAAUUUUCUGAUAUCCAUCAACCUUAUUUCUGACUAUAUA